AUGCUGGCGAGGACAGCCCUGCAGUUUGUGGUGCCCAGGGGCACUCUGCGCCCUGGAGGAAGGCAUGGCCGGCAGCUCCUGCCCCGGCCGGAGGGGCUCAGCCCCUGCCCGCGAAAUACCGGAGCUGGCAGAGCCAGCCCGGCUCUGGGCUCUCCCGGACUGUGGUGCUUUAGUGAACUGUUUUUUGUGAAAGAGCCUCAGGACGUUACUGUCUCAAGGAAGGAUCCAGUGGUUUUAGACUGCCAGGCCCGUGGUGAAGCUCCUAUAACUAUUACAUGGCUGAAAAAUGGAGGCAAAGUAUCUGAAAAUGAACGGAUCUACACUUUAUCCAAUGGCUCGUUAUAUAUCAGUGAGGUGGAAGGAAAGAAAGGAGAGCUGUCUGAUGAAGGAUUUUACCAGUGCUUAGCUCUGAACAAAUAUGGGGCCAUUCUCAGUCAAAAAAGCCACCUCACACUAGCAACCAUUUCUGCAUUUGAAGUCCAGCCACUUUCAACUGAGGUCCAAGAAGGUGGAGUAGCUCGAUUUGCCUGUAAAAUAACAGCAAACCCUCCUGCCACUGUGACAUGGGAAUUGAAUCGAACAACUUUACCUUUAGUCAUGGACAGGAUAACUGCUCUACCUACAGGAGUUCUUCAGAUCUAUGGUGUUGAACAGAAGGAUGCUGGGAAUUAUCGAUGUGUUGCCACAACAAUAGCCAAUAGACGUAAAAGCACUGAGGCAGUGCUGAGUGUUAUUCCAGGUACUCACCAUCCUUUUCACAAGCCAUCUAUAAUAGCUGGUCCUCAAAACAUUACAGCAUCUCUUCAUCAAACUGUCAUACUGGAGUGUGUAGCCACAGGGAAUCCAAAGCCAAUCAUCUCAUGGAGCCGGUUAGACCAUAAGUCCAUUGACGUCUUCAAUACACGUGUCCUUGGAAAUGGAAACCUCAUGAUCUCUGACGUAAAGGUGCAGCAUGCAGGCGUGUAUGUCUGUCGAGCCACUAUUCCAGGCACACGAAACUUCACGGUAGCAAUGGCAACUCUCACUGUGCUGGCUCCACCUUCAUUCGUGGAAUGGCCGGAAAGUUUAACAAGGCCUAGAGCUGGUACUGCUCGUUUUGCUUGUCAGGCAGAAGGAAAUCCUGUCCCCAAAAUUUCAUGGUUAAAAAAUGGAAGGAGAAUACACUCCAAUGGUAGAAUAAAAAUGUACAACAGUAAAUUGGUGAUUAACCAGAUCAUUCCUGAAGACGAUGCCAUUUAUCAGUGCAUGGCUGAGAAUAGCCAGGGAUCUAUUCUCUCCAGGGCCAGGCUUACUGUAGUUAUGUCAGAAGACAGACCCAGUGCACCUUACAAUGUCCAUGCUGAAACAAUGUCAAGCUCAGCGAUCCUGCUAGCAUGGGAGAGGCCACUGUAUAAUUCAGACAAAGUGAUUGCAUACUCCGUGCAUUACAUGAAAGCAGAAGGUUUAAAUAACGAAGAGUACCAAGUGGUCAUUGGAAAUGAUACAACCCAUUACAUUAUUGAUGACUUGGAACCAGCCAGCAACUACACCUUCUAUAUUGUAGCUUAUAUGCCUCUGGGAGCCAGUCAGAUGUCAGAUCAUGUGACUCAGCACACCCUUGAAGAUGUUCCCUUGAGAGCUCCUGAAAUUAGUUUGACAAGCAGGAGUCCUACGGAUAUUCUCAUCUCUUGGCUGCCAAUUCCUGCAAAAUACAGGAGAGGUCAGGUGGUCCUGUACCGUCUAUCUUUCCGCCUCAGCACAGAGACCAAAAUCCAAGUCUUGGAGCUUCCAGGGACUUCAGAUGAGUAUCUCCUCGAAGGCCUGAGGCCUGACAGUGUCUACUUGGUUCGUAUCACUGCUGCGACAAGGAUUGGCUGGGGAGAGGCAUCUUUGUGGACUUCCCACCGGACUCCCAAAGCUACAAGUGUGAAAGCACCAAAGUCUCCUGAGCUGCGUUUGGAGCCGAUGAACUGCACAACCAUUACAGUACAGUGGCAGCAGGACUCUGAGGACACUGCAACUAUUCAAGGGUACAAGCUGUAUUACAAGGAAGAAGGCCAACAGGAGAAUGGACCAAUUCUGUUGGAUGCCAGUGAUCUUGAGUAUACUGUCAGUGGUUUAGAUCCUAGAAGAAAGUAUCAUGUAAGGCUGCUGGCAUAUAACAGCAUGGAAGAAGGUUAUCAGGCAGACCAAACAGUCAGCACUCCAGGAUGUGUCUCUGUCCGUGAUCGCAUGGUGCCACCGCCACCACCUCCUCACCACCUCUAUGCCAAAGCUAACACUUCAUCUUCUAUCUACCUUCACUGGGGAAAGCCUGCCUUUACAUCUGCGCAAGUCAUUAACUACACAAUCCGCUGCAACCCAGUGGGGCUGCAGAAUGCUUCUCUGGUUCUCUACCUUCAAACGUCAGAGACUCACAUGUUAGUUCAAGGUCUUGAGCCAAAAACCAUGUACGAAUUUGCAGUUCGGCUGCACGUGGACCAGCUCUCCAGUCCCUGGAGUCCAGUAGUCUACCAUACUACCCUUCCAGAAGCACCAUCUGGCCCUCCAGUAGGAGUGAAGGUGACUUUGAUAGAGGAUGAUACUGCUUUGGUUUCCUGGAAGCCACCUGAUGGUCCUGAAACAGUUGUUACACGAUAUACUAUCCUUUAUGCAUCCAGGAAGUCUUGGAUUGCUGGGGAAUGGCAAGUGUUGCACAGAGAAGGAGCAAUGACCAUGGCUUUGCUGGAAAACCUUGUAGCAGGAAAUGUCUACUUGGUCAAAAUAGCAGCCUCCAAUGAAGUGGGAGAAGGACCCUUCUCAAAUGCAGUAGAACUUGCUGUCCUGCCAAAGGAGACAUCAGAGUCUAAUCAGAGACCUAAACGCUUGGAUUCGGGAGACUCCACAACGUAUUCUGACUAUUACCAUCUGGACCAGAAAUCAAUGACUGGCAUUGUUGUCGGGGUUUGCAUAGCCUUGACCUGCAUCCUUAUCUGCAUCCUGAUCUUAAUUUAUCGCAGUAAAGCCAGGAAAACAUCUGCUCCUAAACCUGUGCAGCAAAGCACUGACCAGCUGUCGCAUACCAGCAUCUCAUUAGCCGGUGCUAAUGAGGUGAAGAGUAUUGAAGGAAUUGCAGAGAACGAGGAAUCCUUAUUGCCAAUGAUCGUGGGAAACAGCUUCAUUGAUGCUAAGGGGGGAUCUGAUCUGAUUAUUAACAGCUAUGGGCCUGUCACGAAGGCUAACUGCAAGAAAAGGUGGCUGUUCUUCCAAGAUACUAAGAAGGGGAAGACUGAGGAGCCUCAGAGAAAAUUUGUCCAGGCAGUGUGUCUGUAUCAGCCAGGCACCACUGUGCUGAUCAGUGAGGAUGACUCCCCCAGCUCUCCCGGCCAGCAGUCUAAUUUCCAGAUGCCGUUCAGUAUUGUUGCCGAUACGGAGCAUUCAGCCAACAGCGAAGGAAGCCAUGAAACUGGUGACUCUGGAAGAUUUUCUCAUGAGUCCAACGAUGAGAUACACCUCUCCUCUGUGACAAGUGCCACCCCUCCCACUACCAGUCCUUUUGCAAGCAGUGACUUGGGUACGAACAUGAUGAGCCCUGCUAUAAGUAACUGCACAGUGUCUCCUCUGCCAUUUGCUACUGACCAGACUCCUACCUCACCUCUUCAGAUACACUCUGCGGUGCAAAACUGA
Molecule: messenger RNA, 3645 nt
Organism: Aptenodytes forsteri (emperor penguin)
Lineage: Eukaryota; Metazoa; Chordata; Aves; Sphenisciformes; Spheniscidae
Gene: PRTG
Product: protogenin
Exons: 20
Coding region: 1-3645 (1214 amino acids)
Biological process (GO): axon guidance; cell-cell adhesion
Cellular component (GO): plasma membrane; axon
Molecular function (GO): protein binding
Source: RefSeq, a predicted model, not a curated record